Agrilus planipennis (emerald ash borer) is the source of this 1699-nucleotide messenger RNA. Its product is annotated as serine protease 53-like. Bases 62 to 1642 code for a protein of 526 amino acids. Gene Ontology annotation, biological process: proteolysis. Gene Ontology annotation, molecular function: serine-type endopeptidase activity. NCBI's taxonomy places the organism in Eukaryota, Metazoa, Arthropoda, Insecta, Coleoptera, Buprestidae. The transcript is spliced from 8 exons. The record is from RefSeq and is a predicted model, not a curated record.
CCUAUUUAAAUGAAAGGAUCUUGUUUGAAUUCAUUUCAGUCGUGAAUUCGCCUUCAGGAAAAUGAAUCCAACAAUGAUUGUUGCAUGCUUCGUAUAUUCCCUUUUGGGAUAUAUCAAUUCCAUCAAUGCAGCAUCAAUACCUUCCGCUGCAGUAUCGAUUCCUCAAUUUGACAGGAUUGUAGGAGGAACAGAGGUUGAUAUUACCGAUUAUCCUUAUCAAGUUAGUGUGGAAUAUUCUUCGUCUCCACUUUGUGGUGGAUCAAUUUUAAACAGACGGUGGAUUCUAACAGCUGCGCAUUGUAUUUCAUCUGGUACCUACUACCUGUACUCCAUCCGUGCAGGAUCAAAUUUUCUAAAUUCCGGUGGCGUCAGAAGAUCAGCUAUGUCCGUCAGGGUACAUUCACGCUACAGUUCGAGUACCGCCGAUUAUGACAUCGGACUCAUUUGGUUACAAUCUGAAUUAACGUAUGGAAACACAAUUAGAGCAGUUUCAUUACCAACACCGAACAUUUAUAUUCGUUCUGGUACUGAGGCCACAACAACUGGAUGGGGAGAUACUACAGAAGAUGGCUCGCCAAGUUCUCGACUUCGAGCCGUUAGAGUACCACUUGUCGACAACGAAGUUUGUCGGGAAAGCUAUGGAAACAGAGUAACCUCAAAUAUGAUCUGCGCAGGUUCUCCUGAAGGAGGCAGGGACUCUUGUCAGGGUGAUUCUGGUGGCCCAUUGGUAGCAAGUGGUUACGGUCAAAUUGGUAUUGUUUCUUGGGGGAAUGGAUGCGCCCGUCGUGGAUUCUACGGUGUUUAUACUCGCGUUUCGGCUUUUAGAACGUGGAUCAACUCGCAAAGUGGAGUGUAUCGAGAGUCCGCCUUCGACAAAAUGAAUCCAAAAAUAACAGUUGCAUGCUUAGUGAUUUCCCUUUUGGGAUAUUCCAGUCCUGUCAGUGCAGCAUCAAUUGGUAGAAUUGUAGGAGGUUCACAGGUUGAUAUUACUGAUUAUCCUUAUCAGGUUGGUUUGCUAUAUUCUUCAUCACAAGUUUGUGGUGGAUCAAUUAUAGGCGAAAAGUGGAUUCUAACAGCUGCAAGUUGUACUGCAACGAGAUCUGUUCCAUUAUUCUCCGUUCGCGCAGGAUCGACUUUGCGAAGCGACGGCGGAGUUGUACGCGCAGCUAGUAACAUUUACGUUCAUGCAUUAUACAGUUCGAGCACCGGUGAGUUCGAUAUUGGACUCAUUUCUUUAGAAUCUGAUUUAAAGUAUGGAGCUGCAAUUAAUGCUGUUGCAUUACCAUCACCAUACCGUUACGUUCCCGAGGGUGUUAAUGGUAUAAUAACUGGAUGGGGUUCAACGGCUGAAGAUGGUGAACCAAGUAACAGACUUGUUGGUGUUAAUGUAGCUGUUGUCGAAAACGAAGUUUGUCAAGAAAUUUACGGAAGCAUCAUAACUCGAAACAUGCUCUGCGCAGGUUUUGUAGCAGGUGGUCGUGAUUCUUGCCAGGGUGAUGCGGGUGGACCAUUGGUAGUAAACGGUUAUGGCCAAAUUGGUAUUGUUUCAUGGGGACGUGGAUGCGCUCGCCCUAAUUCCUACGGGGUUUAUACUCGUGUUACUGCUCUUCGAAGAUGGAUCAGUUCAGUAAGUGGAAUAUAGGUAAAUGGAUACUUACUACAAAUUCAUGUAAAAACAAAUUAAACGUAUUGCAAGCAA